Molecule: messenger RNA, 357 nt
Organism: Guillardia theta CCMP2712
Lineage: Eukaryota; Cryptophyceae; Pyrenomonadales; Geminigeraceae
Exons: 3
Coding region: 1-357 (118 amino acids)
Biological process (GO): protein stabilization; negative regulation of apoptotic process
Source: RefSeq, a predicted model, not a curated record
AUGGCGACAGAUCGACCGGAUGAUGACGAGGAGGAGGAAGAGAAGGUAGUCAGGAAAGGCGAAGACGCGAAAGCACACAAGGAACUCAACAAGCUUUCGGGUGACAACGAGGGAGAGAAGGAGGUGGAUACAGGCAAGGCGCAGAAUGCGCUGUCACAGCUGUCGAAUGCCGCGGAGGCUGAGAAGCUAGCGAAGCUGGAGAGAGAAAAGGAACUUGCGAAAGUCAAGAUCGACAAGAAGGAUGUUGAGUUGAUCAUGUCCGAGAUGGAGAUUGAUGAAUCUAGAGCGGAGCGAGUACUGAGAGAACACAACGGCGAACCCGUCAAGGCUCUACAAUAUUUGAUUGAUAGCAAAUGA